CCACGACCUGCACCUUCAUCCGCAUACCCUUCCUUCUCAGCUGCCCUUUCUGGAGACGCAGACGUCACGGUGUGAGAGCGUAGAAGUGUAUCCUCGCCCUCAACUGUAUGCAGAUUGAGCUUCUCCCAUCGUCAGCUUACCCUCAGUCUCGAAUGACGUAAGCCCCGCCAGUCUCAGAUCAGACGACGUCCUACUCGCGCAGCUCUGCUUCCGAGUCUUCAGACCAACACCCUUGAUGGAUGCUGGUGAACCCUCCUUCACCACCCAUCAACACCAAAGCAGCAACUACAUCUCAUCAUACAAUCACAAUCCCUAUCCUUUCCAUCCCACUGAGCAACAACUUCCAGAUCCGGACGCAGACGAUCACGGUCUCCCACCGGGCUUAGAUCCAGAUUUCCAGGAUCCGUUCCCCACUUCGGUAGGGUCUUACUCCGCUCAGAGUGCUCACCACCGCGGAAUUGACAGGCACGAGGCUCUAAACAAGCAGGAGGGGUCCGAACAAGAAGACGACCCAGAAGAAGAGCCGAUUGUCGCUGCUUCGGCAAGAACGAGGACACACCUUCUUCCUCCCGCCUUUUCUUCGGACGAGGACGAGGACGAGAACGGAAAGAGAAGCGAGAGCGAGAGUGAGGACGAUCAAGACGACGACCUGGUACAAGAUCGACGACUAGAACAACAGAGCCCAGAGAAGCCACGCUCUGGCGUCAAGAGACUUAAGAUCGUCCUCAAGCCCAAGCCCCAGUCGUACAAUACAAUCGAGUUGAACGCUCAAGAUCGGAACGCUAUGGUGUCUACAAGAGGAGCACGACCUGCUUCGAGCUACUCCGAAGCGCCCGUCGAGGACGAUGAUCAACCCAAUGGGACUGGCGUAGCCGAAGGGAGGAGAGCAAGCGGCAGCGGCUCUCGCUCUACCAGGCACAGUGCACGCAGAGCUGGUCAGGGCGUACAUGAGAAUGGAGGGCAUGAAUCUGAUGAUCCGCUCGGCGCUGAGAUACCCCCCAACGACGCUCGUGCGCUUUCGGACAACCAGAGCGAUGAAGAUGCAGUGGGGGAAGACGACGAGGACGAAGAGCUACCACAACGUCCCACACGAGCCAGUAGAGCCGCCGCAUCAUCGCGACCACCGAGUGCUGCACGUACUACUCGGAGUGGCAGGCCGACCAGAAGUGCCAACUAUGCAGAGGCUGACGAAGAUGAAUAUGAUGACAAGGACGGAGACAGUGAAUCUGAAUCCGAUGAGGACGGAGACCACAUUGGAUCAUCUAGAAGCCGAGGGGGUGGCUCACAGAAGAGGAAGAAUAAAAGUCUGGAAGGAUUUGUCGUCGAAGACGAGUCAAACGAAGAGUCGGAUCGCGAGUACGGCAAAUCGCGCCGGAAGUCUGGCGGUCGUCUACUGCGAGGAAGCCAGUCGCGUGUUCAGGCUCUCGCAGCUGCCAGAGCUCGAAAUAGCGCUACCAACAAAGGAGGCGCAAGCAGGAGACGAAGUGGUCGUUAUAGCAAUCUGCAAAGCGAAGAGGAUGACGACGAUCUGAUUACUGGCGAUGAAGACCAGCCGGGCUACCGUCUCCGCGAGCGUACGAAGAAGGUCGACUAUUCGCUUGCCGCUCCGCCUCCGGAACCUCUACGCGACGGCAUGGGCCGCAUCGUCAAGCGCAAGAGCAGCAACCGAAGCGGCGCCAAUGCCGACACACUGGGUGGAGCUUUUGAAUUGGAUGCCAGGCGAGCUGCAGAUCUCGGCCUACCCCACGUGGGAGGCGCUGGCGGCGGCAGGAAAGGCAAGACUGGCUGGGAUGCAUUGCCUCUGUCUAUGACCGGAAAAGACUACGCGAAAGCAUUCGGCGAUGAGCAGGACAGCUCUGAUGACGAUAUUCCAGCUUCGCGCAAGGCUCCUCCGCCUUCUCUGUACGGCGGCGGUGGCAGUGCCGGUCUUUUAGGCAGCGGGCCAACUCCUCUCGGAGGAGCAGGCGGAGGCGGAGGUGCUGGUGCUGGCAAUGACGGCUCUGCUCGCGACGCUCUGGGUAGAAUCAAGAAAGGCGGAGAUGCUCUGGCUGAUGUGGAUCCUCUGGGCGUCAACAUGCAAGUAGACUUCGACUCGGUCGGUGGUCUAGACGGCCACAUUCAACAGCUCAAGGAGAUGGUGUCGUUGCCUCUUCUCUACCCAGAGGUCUUCACUCGCUUCAAAGUCACCCCUCCUCGGGGCGUUCUCUUCCAUGGUCCGCCGGGUACCGGAAAGACCUUGGUGGCUCGAGCCCUUGCCGCCAGUUGUAGCACGACCGGUCAGCAGAUUAGCUUCUUUAUGCGAAAAGGAGCCGACUGCCUGUCGAAGUGGGUUGGUGAAGCUGAGCGUCAGCUGAGAAUGCUCUUCGACGAAGCACGCGCCUCGCAGCCCUCUAUCAUCUUCUUUGAUGAGAUCGAUGGCUUGGCGCCAGUGCGAAGUAGCAAGCAAGAUCAAAUCCACGCAUCCAUCGUCAGCACACUCUUGGCGCUCAUGGAUGGCAUGGAUGGCAGGGGCCAAGUCGUUGUCAUUGGCGCUACGAACAGACCUGACUCCGUCGACCCAGCACUUCGACGUCCUGGUCGAUUCGAUCGAGAGUUCUACUUCCCUCUACCGUCACGAGAAGCACGACUCAGCAUUAUCAACAUCCACACCAAAGGCUGGGAGCCGCCCCUCACAGAUGACUUCAAGGACAAGCUCUCCGAGGUCACGAAGGGCUACGGUGGAGCCGACCUUCGGGCUCUGUGCACUGAGGCAGCUCUCAACGCCAUUCAACGACGCUAUCCCCAGAUCUAUCAGACUACUGAGCGCCUGCUCCUGCAGCCGGAGACGAUCAAAGUGGAGGCUAAGGAUUUCAUGAUGUCGGUCAACAAGCUCGUCCCAUCUUCGGCUCGCUCAGCAUCGUCAGCUGCCGCGCCGCUAGCAGAGCAUCUGAAGCCCAUUCUGGGCGACACGGUCGAGAAUGCAACACAGGCGCUGCAAAAGGUGCUCCCGCCGGCUACUAAGCGCAACCCUCUAGAAGAGGCCCUGUGGGAAGACGAGCCGACGGCGGCAACUUUCGGCUCUGAAGACAAUGGAUUCGGUCGGGAGAUGAUGUUGCAGACGUUUGAGUCGCUGCGAAUCUUUAGACCUCGUUUGGUCAUCUACGGAGCGGAGGGCAUGGGUCAGUCUUUCGUUGGAGGCGCACUCCUGCACCAUCUCGAGGGAUAUCACGUGCAGUCUCUCGAUGUCGGCGCUCUAAUGGGUGAUAGUGCCAGGACGCCCGAGGCGGCUGUCGUACAGUUGUUUGUCGAGGCCAAACGACACAAGCCUUCCGUCAUCUACAUUCCGGGACUGGUCCAUUGGGCCCACUCUGUAUCGGACACAGUGCGAGCCACCACAAAGGCACUUUUGGACGAAUUGGCUGCCUCAGACCCGAUUCUGCUACUUGCCAUUGCCGAAGCGCCUUUGAGCGAGCUGCCCUCCGAUGUCGCCAGAUGGUUUGGCUACCUAGACAACACCAAGAUUGAAGCCGGAAGACCAAGCGACCUGCAGCGACAGCGUUUCUUUGAGGACCUCCUAGGUCAUGUCUCCAAGCCGCCGACAGAUUUCCCAGACGCUGUCCCGCGCCGGCGUCGAGUCCUUGAGGAGCUGCCAAAGGCACCGCCAAGGCCACCUCGUCAAGCUACCGCCGCUGAACUGCAACAGCAGGUGUACGAUGACCAAAGAACUCUCGAGCAUUUGAAGUAUCGCCUCGGUCCUGUCCUAGGGGAGCUGAGGAAGAAGUUCAAGAAGUUCACAAGAGACGUCUGGGACGAGUACAAUCUGCAUAAUCUGACAGACACCUACGAAUGGCACAAGGAGAAUGGCAAGGUAGUAGUCAGACUCAGAUACACCAAGGGCUUCAGGCGCAGGAGACAUUCAUCUGUCGAUGAGGGCUUCCUGAUCAGCGGAGGCGAUGGCUUGACUUCUUCCUCUCAGCGGCAGAGCCAGGAAGCAACUAUCGAGAAGCCAAACGGUGUGGUGACCUUUGCAGAAGUCAACGGUAGCUCAACUGCCAAUCAGAACGACGGGACUGCCGAUGUGCACAUGGCAGAAGCAUCUACAGGUCUCGAUGGUCCAGAGCCAACGUCGGCUCCUUCACAACAGAGCGUCCCCGCCGUGCUCGUACAUGAAAGCCAGCACACGGAACUGAAUGGCACAACUACGAAUGGCGACAACGCAGAUGGCCAAGCUAGCGGUGCAGACGCAGCAGGCGACAGCAGCGACCGGGAAUACGACUACAGAGACAUGCCCAUCUGGACCAUGAACCUGGAGCGCAUGCAGCGCCGCUUGUACCACAAUGGCUACCUCACUAUCGGCAACUUCCUUGAUGAUCUGGACAAGAUCGUUGCCAAUGCCGAACAGGCUCAGGAAGUCGACAUGGAGCGGAUGGUCCGAGCUCAUCAGAUGAGGAAUCUAGCCGUGGUUUUGCUGGAGCAGUACAUCGACAUCAACUUCAGAGUCGAAUGUGAAGGCAUGGCCGGACGUCAACUGGCCCGAGAAAAGGAGAAGCGAGAGGCUGAAGAGGCUGCCAAGAAGAGUGUCGAGGAAGCUCGAGCCGCUGGCAAGAAUCCUGAGCCGCCGCGAAGGCCAUCCGGGGAAAGGUUCAGCGCCAGGGUCCAAGGUCAGCAGCCUGAGCACCGUCAUCCUGUCGAUGUCAGCGCCAUCGAAAGAAACUCUGGCAAGAGAUCAAGGACGUCGUCCGCGCGCAACAGUGGCAUUGAGGGAAGUGAGCGCAAGCGAGCCCGCAGCGCUCUGAUGAACGAAGUAGACCAGAUGGUCGCGCAAGGACAGCUCGGCAACGCCGGUGAUGCGGCAGACAAAGUGACUGAGAGUCAAACAACAAACGGCAACGCUGCAGACCCGCUAGGCCAGCCCACUGAGGAUGUGGUCGAAGCGGUAUCUGGACUUGGUCCGGUCGUGGUUCCCUCUCAAACAAGCACAGUGGCCCAUACGAACGGCGAAAGUGUAGCCGCUGGCGCAGAGCCACUUGGGACUCAAGACGCAGCAUCUCUUUCGGUGCCCUCUGAGCCCCUUGCCUUGCAAGCACACCCGCCCUUUGUGUGUCCACCUCUGGAGCUGGAUCAUCUGCGCAACCACCUCUUGGCGGCCUCGAAGAUGUUCAACAUCGAUCAGCUGCUGCAGCUGCGAGCUGCUUGCUUCGACGGGGUCUGGAAGAGGAGGGCUGACUGGGAUCGUAGUGCGAUGAUUCAGGAGCUAGAAGGAUUAGCGGACAAGGUCGAGAAGGCCGUCAGACUAGAGUUGGAGGCGGAGGGAAGAUGAUGCCCGCGUGGCGAAUGCUAGUGGUCCCUAGACUGUCUCUUGACUGUUCUUUUCGAAUGUACAAUUGAGUCGAAUUAUACGGAUGUCCUGUUACCUGUUGUCGUGUGGUGGUGUAAUACUCAGCAGCAUUGUCCCUG
Molecule: messenger RNA, 5436 nt
Organism: Microstroma glucosiphilum
Lineage: Eukaryota; Fungi; Basidiomycota; Exobasidiomycetes; Microstromatales; Microstromataceae
Product: AAA-domain-containing protein
Exons: 4
Coding region: 236-5299 (1687 amino acids)
Biological process (GO): positive regulation of transcription by RNA polymerase II
Cellular component (GO): nucleus
Molecular function (GO): histone binding; ATP binding; chromatin binding
Source: RefSeq, a predicted model, not a curated record